Messenger RNA from Scaptodrosophila lebanonensis, 1055 nucleotides. It is a transcript of the gene Rrp4, whose product is annotated as exosome complex component RRP4. Gene Ontology annotation, molecular function: RNA binding. Gene Ontology annotation, biological process: TRAMP-dependent tRNA surveillance pathway; exonucleolytic trimming to generate mature 3'-end of 5.8S rRNA from tricistronic rRNA transcript (SSU-rRNA, 5.8S rRNA, LSU-rRNA); nuclear polyadenylation-dependent rRNA catabolic process. The record is from RefSeq and is a predicted model, not a curated record. NCBI's taxonomy places the organism in Eukaryota, Metazoa, Arthropoda, Insecta, Diptera, Drosophilidae. Gene Ontology annotation, cellular component: cytoplasmic exosome (RNase complex); nuclear exosome (RNase complex). Bases 141 to 1037 code for a protein of 298 amino acids. The transcript has 2 exons.
UUUUCACAGAAGAAACACUAAUAACAGUGAACAGCUGUUGGGCUCGCUCAUUUUCUUUUCUUUUUUGAACUAGUUCUGGUUGGAAUCGCGCGUGUUUCAUCAGCUGUUGGCUUCAUUUGUUUAUUAAAAAUCGCAGAAAAAUGUCUGUAAAUGCAACGAUAAGCUUGGCUCUGGAUCGCGUGGACUGGAAUGCUCUGGCCGGGAACCAGGAAAAGUUGCCUCGCGUCUUUACACCUGGCGAAGUACUCAUGCCAGAGGCAGGUUUCAUGCGUGGACAUGGCACAUUUGUGGAGGAUGAAAAUAUAAAGGCUUCCGUGGCUGGCGUUAUCGAGAAGGUGAACAAAUUGAUUUCAGUUCGUCCAUUAAAGAGCCGCUAUGUGGGUGAGAUUGGUGAUGUAGUCGUUGCUCGAGUUAUUGAAGUGCAACAAAAGCGAUGGCGCGUGGAUACAAAUUCGCGUUUGGAUUCUGUACUGCUGUUGUCGUCUGUAAAUCUUCCCGGCGGUGAGCUGCGCCGACGCUCAGCAGAAGACGAGCAAAUGAUGCGGCAGUAUCUGGACGAAGGCGAUCUUAUUUCUGCAGAAGUUCAGAAUAUUUUCGAGGAGGGCACAUUGUCGCUAUACACGCGCAGCUUGAAGUAUGGCAAACUUUCCCAGGGCAUCCUUGUGAAGGUCUUUCCUGCGCUGGUUAAGCGUCGAAAAAUGCAUUUUCACAAUCUCUCAUGUGGUGCAUCCGUAAUAUUAGGCAACAAUGGUUACAUUUGGAUAUCACCUACUAAAAACGAAGAUCAGGAGGGCGGGGAGGGUGGCUUUGCACAGAAUCUUAGUGAAGUGGUGCCUCGACAUGAGCGAGAAAUAAUUGCUCGCGUCCGGAACUGCAUUCUUGCACUUGCCAAGUGCAAACUGAUGCUUUACGAUACCAGCAUACAGUAUGCAUUUGAGGAGUCUCUUAAAUACGACGUGCAUGAGCUACUGCAGCAGCAUGUUAUUUACGAUAUAGGCGAGCAAACCCAGGCCCGCUUGAGGGACGCAGAUGAAUAAAAUAAAAUUGAAAACUAA